Messenger RNA from Arabidopsis arenosa, 1591 nucleotides. The record is from the annotation of a GenBank genome assembly. Lineage: Eukaryota; Viridiplantae; Streptophyta; Magnoliopsida; Brassicales; Brassicaceae.
AAAAAAAACUACAAUUCAUUUGUAAGACAUAAGCAAAAUGGCUAUCGGAGGAUUGGCUCUUGAUGUCUCCGGCGCCGGAAACAUAGAUGCCAAGAUCACAACCGCAGUUGUCAUGAGUUGCAUUGUGGCUGCCUCAUGUGGUCUCAUUUUUGGCUAUGACAUCGGAAUAUCAGGGGGUGUGACAACAAUGAAGCCGUUUCUUGAGAAAUUCUUUCCAUCGGUUCUUAAAAAAGCUUCGGAAGCUAAGACGAAUGUGUACUGCGUCUACGACAGCCAACUUCUUACGGCCUUCACAUCUAGCCUUUAUGUCGCCGGCUUAGUCGCUUCCUUAGUGGCUAGCCGUCUCACAGCGGCUUAUGGUCGCCGCACCACCAUGAUCCUUGGCGGUUUCACUUUCCUCUUUGGUGCCCUGAUCAAUGGCUUAGCUGCCAACAUUGCCAUGCUUAUCUCCGGUCGGAUUUUGUUAGGAUUUGGUGUUGGCUUCACCAACCAGGCGGCUCCGGUGUAUCUAUCGGAAGUAGCACCACCGCGAUGGCGUGGAGCAUUCAACUCCGGCUUUCAAUUCUUCAUCGGUGUCGGAGUUGUAGCAGCCAAUCUAAUAAACUACGGUACGGACAGUCACCGUAACGGCUGGCGUAUCUCUUUAGGUCUAGCUGCUGUACCAGCCGCGAUCAUGACCGUGGGAUGUCUAUUCAUUUCCGACACACCAUCUAGCCUAUUGGCGCGUGGGAAACACGAUCAAGCUCACACGUCGCUGCUUAAGCUACGUGGCGUCGAAAACAUAGCUGACGUGGAAAUCGAGCUAGCAGAGUUGUCUAGGUCAAGCCAACUAGCCAUUGAGGCUAGAGCCGAACCGUUUAUGAAGACAAUAUUGGAGCGACGGUAUAGGCCUCAUCUUGUGGUUGCUGUUGGGAUACCAUGUUUUCAACAGUUAACCGGGAUCACGGUUAAUGCGUUCUAUGCGCCGGUUCUGUUUCGAUCGGUUGGGUUUGGUUCUGGUCCGGCUCUUAUUGCGACGUUGAUACUCGGAUUGGUUAAUCUUGGUUCGCUUCUUGUCUCAACCACGGUUAUUGACCGGUUUGGUAGACGGUUUUUGUUCAUUGCUGGUGGUAUUCAGAUGUUUCUCUGCCAGAUUGCAGUGGCUGUGUUACUAGCGGUGACAGUGGGAGCAACCGGGGACGGAGAGAUGAAGAAGGGUUACGCCGUGACGGUGGUGGUGUUACUUUGCAUAUACUCGGCUGGGUUUGGAUGGUCGUGGGGGCCAUUGAGCUGGCUUGUCCCAAGUGAGAUAUUCCCACUCAAGAUGCGACCGGCUGGUCAAAGCUUAAGCGUCGCCGUGAACUUCGCCGCGACGUUCGCUCUCUCUCAGACGUUCUUAGCAACGCUCUGCGAUUUCAAGUACGGUGCGUUCUUGUUUUAUGGUGGUUGGAUCUUUAAUAUGACGGUGUUCGUCAUCAUGUUCUUACCGGAGACCAAAGGGAUCCCUGUGGAUUCUAUGUAUCAAGUUUGGGAGAAGCAUUGGUAUUGGCAACGGUUCACUAAACGUACCAACCUAUUGUAAUCAAUUUCACAAUUAAUUUAGAUAUAAUGC